Messenger RNA from Cyphellophora attinorum, 2772 nucleotides. Its product is annotated as Bromodomain-containing factor 1. The transcript has 3 exons. Gene Ontology annotation, cellular component: nucleus; chromatin. The record is from RefSeq and is a predicted model, not a curated record. Lineage: Eukaryota; Fungi; Ascomycota; Eurotiomycetes; Chaetothyriales; Cyphellophoraceae. The coding region runs from base 1 to 2772 and encodes 923 amino acids. Gene Ontology annotation, biological process: chromatin remodeling; regulation of DNA-templated transcription.
AUGGAUGUCGAGUUGAGCCUGGAAGCUCAAGGCCUACCUAAGCAGUUCGGAUCGACCUCAGAGCAACCUGAAGCAGAGCACAUAGCGUCGAAUGUGGAAGCGUCGAUAUCUAAUGCCGAAGUAGCUUCAACAGCUCCUGUUGAGGCCAACUCAACUCCGAAUGUGGAUAGCGCACCAGCCAUCGACAUUGCACCACCAACGACGAAUGGUUUCCAUGCUGAUGAUGCGGCUGUGAACCCCACAGAGUCUUCGAGCGUUCAAGUGCCGGCUGCGCCUGACUCGUUGCCGCCGACGACAACCCACGCUUCGUCAGGCUUGGCGGCUCCACUAGAUGCCACGACUUCGGCUACAAAUUCAUUUGCAGAUUCAAUCGUACCAUCUUCGAUCCCAGCAGAGACGCAGUCAGCGACGCAACUCACAGACCUCGACCAACCAUCAUUGGCAUCGAUCUCAGAUCCUGCGCCUCAAGCGCCGACAUCAGACCUUCGUUCGCCGCCUCAUGCCGAUGCGCUGAGUGCGAGCGAAGUUGCAGCUGUCGAAGCGCAGAAGCACGCUGAAGACAACGCCGUUACUGCAAUUCCUCCACCUGUAGAGUCUCUGCAAGCGCCAUUAUCUGCGGUCCCGGAGCAAUCCGAAACACCAGUCACCUUACCACCUGUCAGUGCGGUACCCGAAGCAGUAAAGUUAUCGUCAGAGACGGGUCUUGCGACUCCCCCAGCGCAGACUCCACCUCCUCCACCGGAGCCAGAGCACGCGACGUUGCCAGCCGAGACGACUGCACAAACCAACUCCGAAAUACAAGCUUCUCAAGAUGUUGCGCCAGACUCGACGCCAGCUCCUCUCGCCUCUUCUCUUCUCACACAGCCUGUCGAGGAUGCAGAGAUGACAGAAGCUCCUCCUGUCAAGACUGCGCGAGAGCGCGAAGAAGAUCCCGAAGACGUCGAGCCGUCGGCUAAGCGUAUGAAGACCGACGAGCCAGAGACGAGCUUCAAGGUCCCCGAUGUUCCCGCAGCUGCGAGUCCUGCGGCCAGCACACCUGCUCCUGACGGCGAUGAUUCGGUCACCCAACCUCGGCUUAACCACAUGAAGAAGGUCAUCUCCAACCUCAAGAAGAGCAACGCUUCAGCAUCCUUCAGACAGCCUGUCGAUCAUGUCGCGCUUAAGAUCCCGAACUAUCCAGAGGUUGUCAAGCACCCUAUGGACUUGUCGAAGAUCGACCAGAAGCUCAAGGCCGAUGGCUACACCAAGAUCUCGGACUUCGUGGCCGACUUUGAUCUCAUCGUCAACAACUGCGUUCUGUUCAAUGGCAAGGAUCAUGUCGUCACCCAGUCCGCCUUCAAGAUGCAGAGCUCGUUCAAGAACCAGAUGCAACACUUGCCCAAAGCGCAGUUUGCCGAACCGAGCAAAGAGGAGAAGAAAGCAGCGAGAGCCAAGAUAGAGCCUACUCGUACCGCACCACCGAGGCGUCCCAGCGUGUCGACAUCAAAUGCGCCGGCUCCUGUCGCCCCGUCUCCCAAAUCGGCCGCCGCUCCAGCACCCGCAUUCGCGCCUGGUCCCGAUGGCAUCCCGCUCAUUCGCCGUGAUAGCAACAUGGCUGAUGGUCGUCCGAAGCGGCAGAUCGUCCCCACAAAGCGCAACAAUGAGUUCGCAUCUGGACGGCCCAAGAAGAAGAAGUACGAAUUGCAACUCCGCUUCUGCGAGGAGGUGAUCAAAGAGUUGACUUCUCCGCGCAACUGGAUCAUGAAUCAGUACUUCACACAUCCAGUUGAUCCCGUCGCACUCAACAUCCCAACGUACUUCCAGAUCAUCAAGAAGCCAAUGGAUCUUGGCACCGUCCAGACGAAGUUACAGGGCAACGCUUACGAGAAGGCCAAAGAUUUCGAGGAGGAUGUUCGCCUAGUCUUCAAGAAUUGCUACAAGUUCAACCCCGACGGUGAUUAUGUCAACCAACAAGGCCACGCUCUCGAAGACUUGUUCAACAAGAAGUGGGCUACCAAGGACGACUGGAUCGCCGCUCGUGAGCCGCCUAGUGAGCCGCAGUCUGAUGCCGAUGAGGAGGAUGAGGGUAGCGAGAGUGAGGAGGAGGAUGCCGACGACUCUGGCGAUGAGCGCAACAACAAGAUCGCCCAACUCCAGAAGCAGAUUGCUGAGAUGAACAAACAGAUGGAAGGGCUGUCCAAAUCCAACAAGAAGAAGAAGGAAAAGUCUCCAAAUGCUCCAGUGCCAAAGAAGAGCAAAAUUAAGUCCAAGAAAGAGAAGCCGAAGACAACAUUCCCCGGCCUGCAGAAGCCAGAGAAGAAAAAGGCAUCGAAGCCUCCCAAAGAGAAGUUCGUCACGUUCGCCGAGAAGCAGUACAUCUCUAAUGGUAUUGGCCUCCUUCCCGAGAAGCAGAUGAAUGAGGCGCUGCGAAUUAUUCAAUCCAGUAUGCCCAACAUCGCGUCGAACGAUAGUGAGGUCGAACUCGAUAUUGAAGAGGUCCCGAACCACGUUCUGGUUAAGCUCCUGUCAUACGUGAAGAAGUAUGCGGGACCGCCGCCCGAGGAGACAUCUCGCGACGAUGACAACUAUGCAUCAGCUCCAACUGCUCCGCCCAAGUCCAAGAAGAACAAGCCGAUGACCAAGGCCGCUCAAGAAGCCGAAAUCGAGUCCCUUCGCGGCAAGCUGAGUGCUUACGACGCUUCGGGCGAUGCCGCUAGUCCCGGCGCGAUGCAGUCCAUCGAGAAUGAUGACGAUAGCGACGACGAUUCUUCUGAUGAGAGUGAGGAGGACUGA